This is a messenger RNA of Physella acuta, 2071 nucleotides long. RefSeq names its product transcription initiation protein SPT3 homolog. Gene Ontology annotation, molecular function: transcription coactivator activity; protein heterodimerization activity. The record is from RefSeq and is a predicted model, not a curated record. Lineage: Eukaryota; Metazoa; Mollusca; Gastropoda; Physidae. Gene Ontology annotation, biological process: transcription by RNA polymerase II.
GUCUGCUAGAAGAAGGUGGUGUCUAGUCUAGAUCUACACACUUUUAUAUUUAUAAAAUCUCUUGCCAUGGCAUCACCUUCAGCUUGGUUCACUACUGAAAUUCAACAAAUGAUGUUUGGGUUUGGUGACAGUAAGAGACCAUUACAAGAGACAGCUGUAUUAGUGGAGGAAAUUGUACAUCAGCAGAUGGUUUCAAUGAUCCUGCAAGCAAAUGAAGUGGCUAUAACAAGAGGUGAAAAACAGAUUACCAUAGAAGAUAUCUUGUUUUUGCUGAGGAGGGAUAAGGUGAAACUGAAAAGGCUUCUCAAAUAUUAUGAAGUUCGGGAUUUAAAAUUCAUUAUUAAAAAUUCAUUAGCUGGAGAUGAAAUUAAAGCUGAUUCAAAUACUAUACAGUCACAGGAAAAAUUAGCUUUUGAUAAAAAAACAAUGGGCAAAAAUAGGCAAAUUUGUUAUGAGUUUUUGUCAUCAAUUGAUCAAACAGGAGAAUUACUAGCCUUGUUUGAAGAUUCAGAAGUUGACCCUGUAAAACAUGAAAGAAUGUUAAGAGCUGAGCUUCAGACACAAGGAAUGGACACACAACAGUACAUGGAGUUUUGCCAAGCUAGGCAAGCAAACUUCAGUCGUAAAUACAACAAAUCUCAGCGUUUUAAAGACUGGCUGCAAUUUAACCUUAGCCCAGAGAUCAACAUUAACCCAGCUGUGGUAGAAAUGUUCAGCUACCUGGCAUUUGAAACAGUGGCCCAAAUUGUAGACUUGGCUCUUCUUGUCAAGCAAGAUAUGAGAUCAAAACCAAAUGAUCAUUUGUCUAGAACAAGACCACCUUUGUGUGUUAACUAUGCAGAUCUCUAUGCCAACAGCUUGUACAACAAACCAGAAACUGUUUUAACUGAUCAGAGUCAACAAGAUGUGAACAAUCCUAUGAAGCCAGGCACCAACAUACCGUUAGCAACAGCCACACAGAAGAUUAAUAAGAAAAAGCGAAAAAAAAGUGACCCUCCUACAUCAGUUGAUCUCUCUUGGGACUGUACAAUUCUGCCUUCAGAUGUUAGAGAGGCCAUGCGAAGGUACUACACAGACAUUGGUCCUUUCACUUCACAGAUGAAAAUCAAUCCACAUUGCUCACCAUGGUAUAAAACCUUAUGUUCUUGAUUUAAAAAUAAUUUUUUUUAGCUAUGUUAAAUUGCUCAAUUAACUCAAAAGUUCAACCUAGUCAAAUGUUGAUAUAUGCAUACGUAAUAAUAUAUCAAAAUGUAGAUAUUAUUUUCCAUUAUUUAUUAUUUAUCUUAUUUAAUUUGGCAGUUGUAGUUGUAUGCCCAUUUUUAUUGAUACAGUUAUCUCAACAUAUUUUGUAUAACUGUAAUCACAUUCAACUAAUUUUUAGAAGACUGGAAAAAAUAAUAUGGUCUAAUCUCUUAUUAAAUUCUUCAACAGUGUUGUUUAAAUCAUUUAUUUUAUAAGACUGAUGUAUUGAAAUGUAAAAACUGACCACUCCAUGUACCGUAGCUUAAAUAUUUCUUUGUUAAUGGUUUGUUUACAUUUACCACCAGUACUUACUAUAUGUUAAAUAUAUAUAAGUAAAUGUGUUCUGAUUACGUUGUGUUUUAUUUUUUCUAAGUAAUAACUAAUAUUCACUAUAGUAUAAUUCACUAAACAUAUGGUUUUGGUGUACUUAUUUUGUUGUGCAUUAUUUUGAUAAGUCUUUGAAUAUAUUUAAUUUUAAGUUGUAAGAAACAUCUCCACAACAGCCUAAGCCACUUGCUAACUUUUAAGCCUAUUUGAAAUGAAAUUCUAAGAAAUUUCAUUUGAACUUGUAUCUUUGUAACAAGUGGCAUACGUUAGUUUUUGCUUUAAACAGACAAUUUAAUUUUAAGUUUUAAAAACUUGAAUUUUUUCAAAAUCUGUGCUCAUAUGAAUAAUUAACCGCCAAAUUUUGUCAUGGAGAACUUACAUUAACUAAAUAAUGCCUUCAUUUAAUAAUUCAAGUCAUUUCUUUAAAUUUAAAGACAAGAUUUGCCUUUUAUAUUGAAAAUUGUUGCAAAUAUUACUCCCUUUUUAAUAGACCUGAAUUUUG